Sebastes umbrosus (honeycomb rockfish) is the source of this 1159-nucleotide messenger RNA. RefSeq names its product SLAM family member 9. The coding region runs from base 104 to 853 and encodes 249 amino acids. The record is from RefSeq and is a predicted model, not a curated record. The transcript is spliced from 5 exons. Lineage: Eukaryota; Metazoa; Chordata; Actinopteri; Perciformes; Sebastidae.
GUAAAUGCGUGUAUAUGUGCGUGUGUGGUUUUGCAUUUUAUCAUGCAGCAUGUGAUAAAGCGGAAGUAACAGAGUGUUGGCGCUCCGCGUCUGUGUAUUGUAGAUGAAGAAAAUGCUCCUAAUUCUAAUCCUCCAAGUGGCACUCGUUGAAUCCCUCACGGAAGUCUCUGGGUACCCUGGGGAUACCAUCAUCUUGCACUCAGGAGCCGACCCAUCAUGGAAACUUUCCUCAAUUGAGUGGUCAAUAUUCUCAAACAACACUUGGAUUGCCACCCAUCGCAACAGUAAGACAAUCAUCGAACGGGUCGAUCGGUAUAAAGGGAGACUCGAACUCAACAUCUCCUCAGGUGACUUGACGAUCAAGAAUUUGGCCAAAGAGGAUAGCAUGGAAUACACUGUGCACUUCACCAAUACGAAGAGACAGAACAGCGGAAACAAGACUAAGCUCACAGUGAGACAACGACUCCAGAAACCGACCUUGAACAAGACCUACAAAUCUGAAGAAGGAGGCUGUAGGUUGUGGCUGCUUUGUUCCUCCACGGAUAAUGGCGUCGACGUGUCCUGGCAGGGUGAAGCUCCCGGUGUAACCGUCUUCAACAAGCUGAAUCCUGAUGGCAACUCUGCAAUUCUUAAAGCAUUUCUCAAAACCACACAGGACAGUGCUAAUUUCACCUGCACCUCCAGCAAGAAUACGGAGAAGGCCUCAACCAAUGUCACUCUAAAGUGUGAUGAUGACAAGCCUCAGCCUCCAGACCCGGAUAAUCAGUACAGGAGAAGAGAUGGUCUUAUUUAUGUGUUCAGCAUGAUGUUUUUACUGUCAUUUUUUAUAAUACCCUUUUACAGAGAAGUGUAACACAUGAAUGAAAGAAAUGAAUGUAUUUUUGAGAGAAUCUGGACACAAUAUAAUUAAGACCUGUACAAUCUAAUGCAAACCACUAAAAAAAACUCCACAAACUACUGCUUCAAAAAUUCAGAGAACCAACAGAUUCACAAUGAUAGUGAUGACAUUUUAUUGUACAGGCCUUAAUGAUAUGGAGUACGCCUCAUUUUAUGCAUCUGUGAUGCAAAACCAUCACCUUUUUUUUUUUUUUCAUUUUCUCUGGUUCUCAUGUCUUGUCUGCCUUUCUCUUUUAUUCUUUAAAAACACGUUUUAACUUUG